GGGGAAAGUUUGUUUAUUUAUUGGAUUCCUUUAUCCUGCUUUUAUGACCGUUUAUAAAUACCUUAAAGCCGGAACUGGGCAGGAGUUAGGAAAACCUGACAGACGGGGAGGGGUCCCCCAUUUCAGCCUGUCUCUUUUUGAAAGGGGAGGGGGAUGAGAAGUGGUGCCCCCCCUCUCCCGCAUCCUUCGCUGAACCCCAUCCGUGAAAGCUACAGAAAGGGGGGGGGUCUGUCCACCUGGGAAGCAGGAAGAAGAUGGAUCUUUCAGCCAAGCAGGCAGCCUCUCUGAAGCUGCCCGGACCCCCUACUCUGCCCCCCAAAUCUACGUUUAAAAUAAAACCGGGAGGACCUUGCAGCAGGGAUCCUUAAAAACAUCCAGCAUAGCAGCCAAAGUUUUUAAAUACAUUUAAAAGCUUUCCUAUGUACAAAGGGGGCAGGGUGUUGGUUUUAUGAGCUUUGGGGUGGGGUGCGUGUAUUUUUCCACUGAAAAACUAAAAAAAAAUAACCACUGCUUUUCCCCUGUUUUCCCAAUGUUUCUGAAACUCUCUUGUUGGAAAAAUAGGCCCAGUUCUGCAGCUCCCAAAUACAAUUAUAAGAAACCCCCCCUCCCCUCUGGUCCUUGCUAUAAGGCCUCAUUCAUCCUGCUUAAAAUCUGAACAUUUUCCACACUUGAAGGCUGAAAUUUCUUGGAGGCUAAUUAUAUUAUAUUGAAAAAUAGUUAAAAGACUAAUCAACAUAAAAGCAAAACCCUUUGCCAGUAACAGCGCUUUAUAAAUAAAAUAAACCCACCUUAAAAAUAAACCAACGUUUAUUUUUGACAGUAUUUUAAAUGGGAUUGUACUUGGGGCUUUUUAAAAGUCCUGUUCUUUUGUAAGUCGGUCUGGAAGGGCAGCGUCUUCAUAAAAAUUAACCCCAAUAAUGAUCAAGACGCCAAGAAAGGCAGAUAAAAGGCUGGGAUUUGGGCAUAAUUUCACAGCUUGUUAAACUGGAGAGCGCAAUUGUAUUCUGGCCCUGUCAGAAUUAAGAUCCCACAAAAGCCAACUUAGAUUACAAACGGGUUUAAUCCCAGUCCCAGCGAUGUGCCUUUGUCUCUCUAGACUUAUUUAGUCACCUCCGUUAAUUAAAAACUGAUUACCGUCGUGGCUGUGUUUGGAAACACUCCGCUCAAUGCCACGCGGAGGCUGACCGAUUAAAUGCCACACCCUGCACUCCUCCAAGGAAACACCUUGACCAAUCCUUAAUAAUCCUCUGCAGUAAAAUCCCCAGAAAUCCCGUCAAGGAAGAACCUGCACGAUUCUUGCAGCAACCGAGAAAGCAGGCUGAGAGUCCACGGAGGAAGAGGAAAAUUUAAUGAUUCCAAUGGAAAAAGAAAUUAGCGAGCGCAGCUGUUUGGCUUCCUUAACGGAUGUCCUCUGAGCAUAAUUUUCUAUCCGUAGGGAUUUGCAGCACAGAAAUAAAAAGCUGAACAGGCUGAGAUUUGCAGGGUGCACCUGCCUUCUCUUGUCCGGGUCAUCCCAAUUGCCAGGCCCAUUUUUGCUGGUGGCAGGUAGGAAUUCCACCAUCCAGGUCCAGGAAUUCCAGGCGGAAAUGCCACCGGGCCAGCUCAGAAGCCAGUCAAGAUUUUUCCUUUGUGUGAGCUGUCAAUUUCAUUGAUUUUCCUGGAGGAAUUGACGGAAGAAAGGGGAGCGGGAUAUUCCUGCCAAACUGGGCCCAGGGGCAGGGCUGUUCUUCUUGCUUGGUUAGUCAUGGAAGGAAGACUGCUCCUGGACAGGAGGCUCUGCUUAAGGAGUCAAUGAAUUAGACACCACCACCACCACCCAGCGUUAAAAACACGUUUUAAAGAAAAACCUGAAUUGAUUCUUCUUUCCCAUCUAGGAAGAGCUCUCAAAGUGGAGAAAGACUGACUACCUGGAUGAAGAGCAGGGAGGUGCUGCCCUCUGGUGGCUCAGCCAGGGACUGCGCCCUCAGAAGGAAAGUCCACAACGCCGCCUAGUGGGAAAUGUCGGAACAGCACAACUUCCUCGCUCUUUUUUGUUUUUUCUUCUUUUUUAACUGUCCAGGGCAAAACUGGAUUUUAAAUUGUUAGGAAACUGGCUGCAAAGGAAGAUUUCAGAAGCGAGAUUUGCCCCCCAGCGCAGGCGAUUUCUCGCCAACCCUCCCAAGGAAGGAAAACACUCCAAGCACGAGUUUCUAAUCAAUCCAGAAAUCCGCCAAGAGCAUCCUUUUCAUCCCAAGAAGCAUCAGGCGCACACACAAAGAGCAUUGCUCUCUCCUGCCCAGCAUUUUGCGCAAGGAACCUCCUCAUCCUGCGCAACGAGACUCUUCAUCAAAGUUGCUGGCCUGAUUUUGCACGCGGAGAAUGGGAAGAGCCGAGUCGGGACUUCACCCCAAGCUGGAACCCGCGAGUUCUUCUGGGGGUCUCGCCUUCUGACGGCUGGAAGCGAGCACGUGGGAAAGGCUGCUGCCUCGGGCGGGGGUUCUCCUUGCCGGACAGGUUCCUCUUGGGCACCCUCUUCCCCCCCUUCCUCCAAUUCGGAACCCCCCGGCUGCUGCCCCCCCCCGGAGCAUUUCCAAGAGUAACUCCUUACCUGUAUUGCCUUUCCCCCCCAUUAUUUUAGCUUGAACUGGGGGUUUCUGGCUCUUCGCCUUUUUGCAGCAGCCAGAGAUGACUUGCUGGGGGGCUGCCUAAGUGGGGCUCCCCCCACCCCACCCUCCACAGCUUGGCAAGUGUGCAAGGAACCGGCUGGAGCAGCGAUCCAUGGCCGAUGAAAUUUUGGAGCAGUUGCCACUGGCCGAAAAGACGGCCAUGUGGGGCACCUUGGGAACGAUCCGACCUCACCUGAAUUUUGAUGCAGCCAAAGAUGCCCAGACUUUCUUCCAGGCCAUCAGUGGUGAAGAUUUGGACUCUUCCGGGAGCACAGCUGACUCGAGGGGCCGGAGCAGAGUUUGCAAACUCCUGGUUUGGAGGCCUCGGCUAAAACUGGGGCCCCCGGGUCUCCCCAAAGGUGUGGACUGCGGGGUCAUCCUUGACCUGCUGACCAGUCGGAGCAGCGAGCAUCGGCAGCAAAUUGCGGAAGCCUUCCUCGAAUUCACCCAACAGGGCCUGCUGAAAACUCUGGAAGCCGUGAUUCCCAGCCAGUUUGAGACCAUAAUCAGGGCUUUGCUCUGUCCAGCAGCUCAGUACGAUGCCCAUGAAAUCCAGGCAGGAUUGCAGGGUCUGGAGGUGGAAACCCUGAUUGAAAUUACCUCCACUCGAACGGCAAAACAGCUUCAGGAAAUGCUGGCUUAUUAUAAACAGGAUUUCAAAUCCGAUUUGGGAAAGGACAUUGCUUCUGGUGCCACCGGAGGCUUUAGAGACCUUCUUCUCGCCCUGAUCAAGGGCCAGCGGGAACGCUACUCGGGGACGAUCGAUUACGUCUUGAUACGGCAAGAUUCAAAAGCCCUGUCUGACGCAGCCGACGGUGGGGACGCCGGACGCCUGGAGGAGAGCGAGUGGGUCCGGAUCCUGUCUCAACGCAGCCCCGAACAUUUGAGGAGAGUGUUCAGCUGGUACCAGGAGAUGACCGGAAUCUCAGUUGAAGAAAUUAUGGAGAAACAUUUCCAAGGAAACUUCCGGGAAGCGGGUUUAACGCUGGUUUCCCUCCUAAGAAACACACCGCUGUAUUUUGCCACCAAGCUCCACUCGGCCAUUAUGGAAGCAGGACGUAACCCCCGGACGGCCGUCCGAAUCAUGAUCUCUCGCAGCGAGAUAGACCUUCUCAGCAUCCGCACCGAGUUCAAGAGGCGCUACGGGAUCUCGCUCUACUCCUUCAUUAAGGCGGAAACACAAGGCGAACACCAGGCGGCUUUGCUUGGCUUAUGCAAGGCGGAAGAUCUGUGAGACACGCUGCCAGGCGAGGAUCCUCCCCGUCCAGAGGCAGUCUACCUUGAAAAACCCUCCAGCUUUUCCUUCCAGCGAAGCUGCCUCACCACGAAGUUGCAAAGGAGCCCCCCGGAAGGCAGCUGCGGAAUUCAGCCUGACCGGUCGGACGGGUUUCUGCCUCUCUCCCAGCCCAAAUUCUUCUGAUGCUUUGCAGGGGUUUGAGGGGCCGUGGGGGGAAUUUAGAGACCUGCAAGUUUUGCCAGGUAUUUACAACAAACUGUGGGUCAAGAGUUUAAAAGCAGGGGAUAAUAAUCAGUGAAGACUGAUAGAGCCUCCAGCAUCAGGAGCAAUCUACCUCUGAAUAGCUGCCGGGAAUUGCCAGCGGGCUUCUCAUUGGCCAGUUUGGAAAAUCGGACCCUGGAGUAGAUACAACUUCAGUCUGAUGGCAUUUUAGGGGGCUUAGAUUGCUAGAAAAAGGCUUUUCUACUUUACAUUCCACCUCAACAGCUCUGCUUCUUCUUCCUUCAGUCCCAUUUCCUCCAGUCAAUGGACCCCCAACCCAUCCGCCACAGCCCCACCCCAUAUGCCUGUGCAACCCACACAUCCUUCCUCUUUCCCCUUCACCCCCCCCUCAAAAAAAAUCCCCUUCCCGGGAACUGAAACGUUGCUUGUAAAAAAUAAAAUAAAACCACCACCACGUCUCUCUUUGGGA
Messenger RNA from Pantherophis guttatus, 4573 nucleotides. Lineage: Eukaryota; Metazoa; Chordata; Lepidosauria; Squamata; Colubridae. The record is from RefSeq and is a predicted model, not a curated record.